UGCCUUCUUUGCUCUGCUUAUAAAUACAUACCCUUUCUUCAUGCAUUGGACAACAACAUCAACAACCCAACUUAGUAAACUAUAAUUUAUCUUCUAUAAGCUCUUCAACAUUGUAAUAAAGUUAGCAAUUUACCUAUGGAAGCAAAGAAACUUUCUUUCUCUAUCUUUCUCUUUUUCUGCUUCUUCAGUUCACACCUUCAUGCCAUUUUAGCUGAUUAUGGAGGUUGGCAGAGUGCUCAUGCCACCUUCUAUGGCGGUGGAGAUGCAUCCGGCACAAUGGGAGGAGCGUGUGGGUAUGGGAAUUUGUACAGCCAAGGGUAUGGAACAAACACAGCAGCUCUAAGCACAGCUUUGUUCAACAAUGGAUUGAGCUGUGGUGCUUGUUAUGAAAUGAGAUGCGAUGAUGACCCAAGAUGGUGUCUUUCUGGCACUAUUACUGUUACUGCUACUAAUUUUUGCCCACCAAAUCCUGCUCUGCCAAACAAUAAUGGUGGUUGGUGCAAUCCUCCUCUCCAACACUUCGAUUUAGCUGAGCCUGCUUUCUUGCAAAUCGCCCAAUACCGUGCUGGAAUUGUGCCUGUUGCCUUCAGAAGGGUGCCAUGUGUGAAGAAGGGAGGAAUAAGGUUCACCAUUAACGGUCACUCGUACUUCAACCUAGUGUUGAUCACCAACGUCGGCGGCGCCGGAGAUGUUCAUGCAGUUUCAAUCAAAGGGUCUAAAACAGGCUGGCAAGCCAUGUCAAGAAACUGGGGUCAAAACUGGCAAAGCAACUCUUACCUCAAUGGUCAGAGUCUAUCCUUUCAAGUUACAACCAGUGACGGAAGAACUGUGACAAGCUAUAACGUGGUGCCUGCUGGUUGGCAAUUUGGUCAGACUUUUGCAGGAGCUCAAUUUUAAGAUGUUUAUUUUAUUUCUGGACUUGUUUUUUAUUUUUCAUUUUUGGCCUUUUACGAAUGAGUCUAAAAUUUGUAGUGUAUAUUUACAGAAAUAGCCUUGUAAAGCAGAGGUGGCUAAGUAACACCCGCUGGGCCGUUCAUUUCUAGUAAUUUAAUUUGAACAAUGUAUUUGUCUUAUGCAUUAGCAAUAUAUACUUUCUGGAUAUCUAGAAAUAUCCAUAUAUUUAGCCAAUCAAAAAAUAAA
This is a messenger RNA of Jatropha curcas, 1140 nucleotides long. Its product is annotated as expansin-A8. The record is from RefSeq and is a predicted model, not a curated record. Gene Ontology annotation, cellular component: extracellular region. Gene Ontology annotation, biological process: plant-type cell wall organization. Lineage: Eukaryota; Viridiplantae; Streptophyta; Magnoliopsida; Malpighiales; Euphorbiaceae.